Culicoides brevitarsis is the source of this 953-nucleotide messenger RNA. Its product is annotated as retinaldehyde-binding protein 1-like. The coding region runs from base 28 to 834 and encodes 268 amino acids. NCBI's taxonomy places the organism in Eukaryota, Metazoa, Arthropoda, Insecta, Diptera, Ceratopogonidae. The transcript has 3 exons. The record is from RefSeq and is a predicted model, not a curated record. Gene Ontology annotation, cellular component: membrane. Gene Ontology annotation, molecular function: phosphatidylinositol bisphosphate binding.
CCGAUUAAUUAAUAAAAAUAUUUCAUAAUGCUUGAUAUCCGUCCAAUAUCACCGGAACUGGCUCUGAUUGCCAAAAAUGAGUGUUUUGAAAAUCCCGAAAGAAUGGAAGCUGACGUCAAAGCUUUGCGAGAGUGGCUAGAAAAAUCUCCUUAUCUAAAAUUACCAAUAACGGAUCAAGGAUUAGUUUCGGUGUUGCGUUGCUGCAAAUACAGCUUGGAAAAGGCAAAGAAAAAAAUUGACACUGGAAUGACAAUUAGGACGCUGAUGCCGGAAUUGUUCACGGAAUUGUAUCCAAUUACCAAAGAAAUGGAAGAACUUUUGGAUUUGGGGAUGAUGUUGAGUCUUCCUCUAGAAACCCCAAGCAGUCCUCGAGUCAUCAUGAAUAUCGAUGGAUUGUACGAUCCGAACAAAUAUUCCUUCCCACUUGUCAUGAAGGUCAACGGGAUGGUAAACGACCUGCUGUAUCAGCAAUGUGAUAAUUUCGUUAUCGCCGGUCUUGUCAUAAUUUGCGAUCUGAAACAUUUGACGUUGGAACACUUGAAGCACAAUAGUCCGCUUUUUGUGAAGAAAAUCGCGUAUGCGUUUCAGGAAGGGUCGCCAUAUCGCAUCAAAGGACUGCAUUUUAUCAAUUUUAGUCCUUUUGUGACAAAAAUGUUUAAUUUUUUCAAGAUGUUUUUGAAUGAAAAGACAAAAAGUCGGAUUUACGUUCAUGAAACUCUAGAAGAUUUGUACAAAUUUGUGCCACGCAAAAUCCUCCCGCUGAGUACGGAGGCGAAGCUGGAACUGUUAAAGAGCUUGGACAGGCGAGCAAAAAACGCGUUCUCGAUAACUUAGAACAUUUUAAAAUCGCUCAAACCAUGGGAACAGAUGAGAAAAAGCGACCUGGGAAACCAAAAACAUCGGAAUCGGUCUUUGGUAUUGAAGGAUCUUUUCGACAAUUGGAUUUUGAUUAA